UAGGUUCUGGGUUUCCUGGUAGCCAUGGCAAAAAGGCAAAUACUGUCCUUUUCUUAGCCAGGUCCCUGAUAUACAGCAGAGGCUGAAACUCUGAGCUGCUUUGAUUUUACCAAAAAGCUAAGACAAUAUGUUGGAAGCCUAUAGGUUUACCAUUGAGGCUGCAGGAAUCUAGUUCCUAAUUGUCUUCAGAGACUAAAAAAUGUGAUGUUCAAGGUAGCUGAACGUUGGAAGUACAUGAACCUGGCUCGUGAGACCUAAAUAUUGUACUGGUGGAAUGGGGGUGGGGGGAGGGGGUCAUUGGAAUCUGUGGUUAGCCUGAUCUUGACCUGUGAGGGAAGGUUGUCCAGAUCUCUAGGACUUUGGAGGACAGGACGUUGAGCACCAUAACUGGGAAUAAGAAGUGGGAGGCUCACUGGGACCCCAACACUGUUUGGGAGGGACAUUGGAUUUUGUAAUGCUAAAGAACUUACCCUGGGAGACCCCUGAAACUUCACAUUCCUGGAUCUGGAGGCACUAGGAAUGUGGUGAUGUGUACCCCAAAAUUUUAUUAUAAAAGGAACAGUAGCUUUGGGGACCUAGGUCCUGGGUCUGGGAGUGCAAGAACCAGGGCAUUCUGAAGGCCAAGGCUUAUAUUUCAGGGGGAACUGGCAGCUGAGAUGCUAGUAUCUUGGCUCUGAGUGGUGCAGGGAAUCAGAGCCCUAACUGCUGAUAUUUGAGGGCACCAGGCCUUGGGGUGCAGGGCCUUAAUUGGGACUUAGGUAUAUGGGGCUUUGUACCGGGGGUCACUGAUUCCUACGCCCUCCUGCUUCUACUUCCCCUCAGUCCCCCCUUGCCUCACUGGCUGUUGCCCAGAGCAAAGCCCCAGAGCCACAGGCCCUGCCCCAUUUGGCUUCAACCCCAGGAAUGCGUCCAGCGUGAUCCAGGGCCUGCAGAGCAGGUGCUGGCUCUCCCUCUGCGUCCACAGCUCUGGGGACUGGGGGGGGCGGGGGGAGGCGAUUGUUCAGCCCCCAGGCAACAGGGGAAGGGCCUUGGCCAACAUCUGGGAGCCAGCAGGGCAGGGGUGGGGCUCUGAGGGGAUAAGAGCUUUUAAAAGGCUCCCCAGGGAGGUUCCCCAGCUCCUCCACCUGCCGGCCCCGGACACCUCUGUCACCAUGUGGUUCCUGGUUCUGUGCCUCGCCCUGUCCCUGGGGGGGACUGGUGCUGCGCCCCCGAUUCAGUCCCGGAUUGUGGGAGGCUGGGAGUGUUCCCAGCCCUGGCAGGCGGCUCUGUACCAUUUCAGCACUUUCCAGUGUGGGGGCAUCCUGGUGCAUCGCCAGUGGGUGCUCACAGCUGCCCACUGCAUCAGCGACAAUUACCAGCUCUGGCUGGGUCGCCACAACUUGUUUGAUGACGAAGACACAGCCCAGUUUGUUCAUGUCAGUGAGAGCUUCCCACACCCUUGCUUCAACAUGAGCCUCCUGAAGAACCACACCCGCCAAGCAGAUGAGGACUACAGCCACGACCUCAUGCUGCUCCGCCUGACGCAGCCUGCCGAGAUCACAGAAGCUGUGCAGGUCGUGGAGUUGCCCACCCAGGAACCCGAAGUGGGGACCACCUGUUUGGCCUCCGGCUGGGGCAGCAUCGAACCAGAGAAUUUCUCAUUUCCAGAUGAUCUCCAGUGUGUAGACCUCAAAAUCCUGCCCAAUGAUGAGUGCGCCAAAGCCCACACCCAGAAGGUGACAGAGUUCAUGCUGUGUGCUGGACACCUGGAAGGUGGCAAAGACACCUGUGUGGGUGAUUCAGGGGGCCCGCUGACGUGUGAUGGUGUGCUCCAAGGUGUCACAUCAUGGGGCUACGUCCCUUGUGGCACCCCCAAUAAGCCUGCUAUCUUCGUCAGAGUGCUGUCAUAUGUGAAGUGGAUCGAGGACACCAUAGCGGAGAACUCCUGAAUGCCCAGCCCUGUCCCCUACCCCCAGUAAAAUCGAAUGUGCAUC
Messenger RNA from Chlorocebus sabaeus (green monkey), 1973 nucleotides. RefSeq names its product kallikrein 1 (gene KLK1). Lineage: Eukaryota; Metazoa; Chordata; Mammalia; Primates; Cercopithecidae. The record is from RefSeq and is a predicted model, not a curated record. Gene Ontology annotation, cellular component: secretory granule. Gene Ontology annotation, biological process: regulation of systemic arterial blood pressure; zymogen activation. Gene Ontology annotation, molecular function: serine-type endopeptidase activity.